CAACAGCCCAUUGUUUAUUCUAAAGCAUACAUACAUAUCAUUUUGGCAUAAAUCAACCCCCCAACAUCGAUCUCAAACGCGAAACCUACAUACCCCUAAAAUGGCCGGAGUGUACGCCCAACAGGCGUCUUGUUCUUUUUUGCACCGCCGUGAUGAAGUACAAGUUUUGACCGUGUGUCACAUGUACAAGCUUUUCGUGCGCGGUCAAGGCUACGCCGCUCAUUGGUCGACCAUUUGAUAAUACUAUUGUUUCGUUUCAAAUAGACCACGUGUUUAUCCACACUCCAACGCAUUGUUAUUGCGGCGUUCAUAAUGCAUUCAUCUGCUGCAAAAAGUUUCGGGAAUUUCUUGGAGUCAUUUUUAUGUCCAUGAAAAGAAUAUAGUCAAGCAAAAAUGUGGUCGGUUUAUUUUUCUAUGACGUCGAAUGGUGAAUUUAUAUUUCGGCAAUGUCGGAGCUUCUGAGUUCUGCAAUACCAAAUUCGUAUGCAAAUGAAGGUACCGUCUAGCAUCGAUAUAAUUAUUUUGAAAUACAACGAUUUUCCGAUGUGGCAGAUAUGUUAUGGGCUGUGUCGUGGUAAAAAAAUCCGGAAAACCCUCUUUUUCCUGUUCGUGGCGUUGGCAAUUGUCGGUGUGUUUGUCAGGCGUUUGAAUCGAUGCGGCUCGUGGAAUUCAAAAUCAAUAUAUCACACAUCGGAUCAUCUUCCUGCAGAUUUAUUAAAGCAACUAGGAGCAAGGAUUCCAUAUCUCAACCAAGAAUCGUCGCAAGAACCAUUUCAACACAGAACAACUCUAAUCACAACAAGAGCUUGCGGAGAUUAUUAUUUUCUUCUUGUUCUUGUUUCGUCUGCUCCUGCUAAUGUUGAAAGAAGAGAUUAUAUUCGGCGCACGUGGGCUGUUGAUAAGAACAAUAUUUUAAAACCGCGAUGGAAGACAGUGUUUCUGGUUGCACAAACGCAAAUACAAAAUGAUUCUCAGUUAUUACUGAAAGAGGACGAAGUCCAUGCAGAUUUAAUACGAGCUGAUUAUUAUGAUCACUACUGGAAUCAAACACUCAAGCUUUUAAUGGGCUUCGAAUGGGCAGCCAGAUAUUGUAAUUUCUCGUUUCUUUUAAAAACCGACGACGAUGUGUUUGUGAACUUUCCAAAACUCAUUUUCUACUUAAAUGAGAGCACUACUCCGACCGAGAAGGUGUACAUGGGUAAUAUGAUAAGAUCACCUUGCGCGUCCAGACACGGUAAAUGGGAGAUAUACACAGAGGAAUACAGUGAGGAGAGGUAUCCCGAUUACUGCUCGGGUUUUGGUUUCAUUUUAUCACGCGAUGUGGUGGCUAUGUUUGUGGAGGUUUUCGAUGUUGUACCAAAUUUUAGAAUAGAUGAUGUCUACAUCGGUAUACUUGCGCAUAAAACAGGGAUAAAGGCCGUGCAUAAUGACGGAUUUGUGCCUUCGUGUUUAACGAACAUCGCUAUUGCCGACACGUUGGUGAGGCACGGAACAUUGCAAUAUUGUGGAGACAAUCCAACUACAAAGAUAUAGAACGUUGGCGCUGGCACCUUAUAUAAGUACGAUUCUGAGAAGAAACAGAUCGUUCCUCGCGGUGCUUGAAAGGAAACCAGUAGACGUCUGGCUCUCCGGAUUCUUCUUUUAAAAAUACAGCUUGCGAUAAAUUGAAUAAAAGGUGUAAUAAAAUGAGGUGAAGUUCAAGAGAUGUUUA
Molecule: messenger RNA, 1711 nt
Organism: Orbicella faveolata
Lineage: Eukaryota; Metazoa; Cnidaria; Anthozoa; Scleractinia; Merulinidae
Product: beta-1,3-galactosyltransferase 5-like
Biological process (GO): protein O-linked glycosylation
Cellular component (GO): Golgi membrane
Molecular function (GO): hexosyltransferase activity
Source: RefSeq, a predicted model, not a curated record